AUGUAUAGUGACAACGGGCGAAACUUCGUGGGCGCCAGUAGAGUACUGCAAGAAGAAUAUCAAGAAAUAAUACAAAUAUUCAACGAAGAAUUCAAGAAAGAGAUAACAGACAUGGAGAUCACGUGGCAUUUCAAUGCCCCGUCCUGGCCAUCAGGAGGGGGAUUAUUUGAAGCCGCAGUCAAAAGCUUCAAAUACCAUUUUGAACGUGUAGUAGGCGAACAGAAACUCACCUUUGAAGAAUUCUAUACUUUGUUGACCCAAAUAGAAGCCUGCUUAAACUCAAGACCUCUAUGCGCCUUAUCAGAAGACCCAGAUAACCUGGACUUCCUAACACCGGCACAUUUCCUAACCGGCGGGCCUCUCUUAACAAUAGUCGAAACGGAAAGAGACAUGACAACAAGAUGGCAACUAACUCAAAAAAUAUAUCAAGACAUUUGGAAGCGGUGGCGCUCCGAAUAUCUGACUCAAUUAUCGUCAAGAAGCAAAUGGACACAACCAUCUGAAAACAUAAAUCUAAAUGACGUGGUGAUCAUUCAAGACGACGAUUCCAGGCAAGUGGAUCAUGGGCAGAGUCGUUGA
Messenger RNA from Ostrinia nubilalis (European corn borer), 579 nucleotides. RefSeq lists its product as uncharacterized. The record is from RefSeq and is a predicted model, not a curated record. Gene Ontology annotation, molecular function: nucleic acid binding. Lineage: Eukaryota; Metazoa; Arthropoda; Insecta; Lepidoptera; Crambidae. Gene Ontology annotation, biological process: DNA integration. The transcript has a single exon. The coding region runs from base 1 to 579 and encodes 192 amino acids.